ACAUCACCAUCGGCCUGUCCACAUUUUGCGACUUCUUUCGCCUUUUGAUUUAGAAACGCUAUCGCUAUGCAUAUCUGCUAUUUGCUACCAUGAUCCAAAUAAUAGCCCUUCCAGGAGAGAUAUUAACUCACAUCUCUCUGUUCCUCAACUCUCGCCAUGAUGCCGCAUCUCUCAGCUACACAUGCAAAGCGCUUCACCAAGUUGGUCAAGAUCGAAUGUACCAAGUGGGAGGUUCGCAACAUCUAUUAUGUAACUGGGCAAUAAAAACAGGCGACGUGGAGCUCUUUCGCAGGGUGUUGGCAGCUGGUAAAGUUCGUGGUGAUAUGAAGAUGCUCUGCUUCGCCUGCAAGUAUGGUCAUAUCGACAUCGUUGACGAACUUAUCAAAAUCGACGAGGUUUAUAAAAAGUUGAUCAAUUUCCCCAAUUACGGAAAAGUCCAUCCAUUGUAUCAUGCGUCUCGGUAUGGUCAUGUCGACGUGAUGCGGCGCCUUCUCGCUCUCCCCAACACCAACCCGAACAAAUUCAACGGAGUGCGCAGGAAAACAGCACUAGAUGCAGCUGCGCUGCAAACGAACCCCGAUGUCGUUCGAAUACUAUUCGAAUCAGGUGCUGUCCUACAUUUUGACAAUAGUUGUCAGCCGCCGCUGUUUGUCGCAGUGUCAUCUGGGCACACCGCGGUUGCGGACGAGCUCCUCGAGGGUGAACGCCGCGCAAGAUCUCGUCCGGCAGAUUGGGACGAGUUGAUUUAUUCCUUUUUGAGAUUUACUGGCACAGGUAACAAGCAAGAGGUGGACAAGUUUAUACUGGAUCAUCUUGCUCCGUGUGCUCCGGGUCGUGUUUUGGCGGCUGCCGCCAUGCAAGGUCGCUUGCAUAUACUGGAGACCAUGGUGCAACAAAACCCUUCGCCAGUGCAGCUCGUUACAUCUACAAUAUUGCGUGAACUAUACCCAUCAAUAUUUUAUAGCGAUUGGGCUGUCCAUGUUUGUCGUCUGCUGGUUGAACAUGGCGCGAUUGUUACUGAGACGGGUAAUCCAACCUUGCCCACUCCAACACACUACGCUGUGGCGGCGAAUAACCUCCGAGCAGCAGAAUACUUUUACCACAAGGAGCUAGACACUGGUCCUCCACACAACCAUUACGUCGGUCUGCUGAAUCGUGCAGAUAGCGUAUCCAUGUUUGAGUUUCUAUUUCAGGAGAGUCGAGAUCUGGACAGCGUGGAUGACCAAGGAUAUACGCCGCUGCUCUACAAGAUUAAGAAUUGGAAUCAUUAUCGACAAGACGGAAGAACAUUUCUAGAUGCUGUCAAGAUGUUUUUACAAAACGGCUCGGACCCUAAUUUCGUUGGGCCUGCCGGAGAAACACCUCUAUCUCUUGCUGUGACGGAACGUUGUGCCAGCAUCGCACCUAGCUUGGUGAAGUUGUUGACAGACUUCGGUGCAGAACUCAAAGAUCCAACCAACGCCAUCGAACAAGACUAUUACCCGAUGAACUUCCUGCAGAUUUUAGUUGGCACUUAUCGCUAUCAAACUGCCGAACUGCUGCUUGACCAUGGAGGCAAGUUGUAUUACACAGACAGACAGGGCUGGACGCCUAUAAUGCACGCAGCGUAUUGCCGAGAUAUUGACCUCCUUCGGUUAUUAAUCAACAGAGGCGCAGACGUGUUUGAAAAGGAUGAAAAACGGCGUACGCUAUUGGCUAUCCUAUCAACGUCUUACGAAAAUUGGCCACGACCACAGGCUAGCCUUAACGAGACGAUUGCCUGUAUUCAAUUGCUGAUAGAUAUGGGCGUGGAUUUUGAAGAGCCAGACAUCAAUGGGAAGAAGCCUAUUGACUUGACGGAGAACGGCUACGAAAAAGAGUUUUAUUUGAGACAUAAGAAAGAGUUGAUGGGGAUGGAAGAGCGCGGGUUGUAAUGGGACCUUUAUAGAAGAACUCUACGGCGCUGCGUUCUUAAUCAAUGGAUACCAAAACACUAGGAAUUGCUUUCUUUGCUAACAAUUGACAAUUUUAAUUUCGCAUGAGUUAUAAUAUACUUAAUUUAGAUAGUUUCAGUGACAUAUAGAGUAUAGAGUGUGACCACUAAGGGUGCUUCAAUCCUUUAGGGUAGCGAUUAAUCACAGGUCAAAGCGCUACAAACGCGCUGGUGUCGGCAUUCCAGAACAAAAGCUUAAGCUUCACGCGCUACGCAAACUGCCAC
This is a messenger RNA of [Torrubiella] hemipterigena, 2197 nucleotides long. The record is from the annotation of a GenBank genome assembly. NCBI's taxonomy places the organism in Eukaryota, Fungi, Ascomycota, Sordariomycetes, Hypocreales, Clavicipitaceae.